UAUUUUUCAGUUUAUUUUUUUUGGCCAAAUUGAUACAAGCAGUAGUGUGUGUGUGCCUGCAUACGUGUGUGAGCGUGAGAAUUAUUAAACAAAAACCAAGAACAAGAUUAUCCAAUAUCAAAGUGCAAUAAUAAAAUACAUUCGACGCGCCACGCAAAAUUUAUUCCUGCAUGGAGGACCAAACGCAUACAUAGAGAACAUACACAUACACAUACACGCGCGCGCGCAUAUAGUAUGUUGCCAAAACAAAUUGUGAUUUAACAAAAUUAAUGCAAACGCACGCAACGUUGCCAGCAGCGCCAAUAAAUAUAAAAUACAACAACAAGAAUCGUGACAGCAGCAGCUGAGGGCUUAGCAACUACAACAGCAGAGAGACAGCCGCGAAAAGUGAAAGAAAAGGCAAACGAAACAAUUUGCUAAAGAAAAAACCGUGGCAAAUAUUACACACACACAAACAGAUGCAUACAUUCACAUGUGCUAAUGCAAGCAACAAUCUAAAGCGGAAAGGAGGAAAACAUUAAAUUUUAGCAAGGGCUGCAGGCUCCGGUUAAAUAUCGAUUUUAUAGCACUCUGCAUGCCUCUCUUGUUCAUCAAGUUCCCCAUAUAUGUGUGUGUGAGAGUGAGAUAUAUAUAUACAUAAUACGUAUAUGUAUUAUAUGCAGAAAACAAUUUAAAAAAGACAAUUGUUGUAAUUUCGAUACCGAUAACGACAGCGCGCUAACAAAUUUGCAGCUAUUUCGAGUGUUAUCAAUAUCAAAGACCUAACAGAAACAACAACAACAACAACAACAACUGUUUAACAUAGCCGGCGAUUGCUGUAGGUGCUGCGGCGUUUACUUUUUUUUUUGUUUUUUCUUCAGUUUUUUUUUAAAUAUAUAUUCUACGAAAACGUGCAUUGCGUUUAUCAGGACAACGCAACACUUGCGUAUAACAAGUUAAGUUUAUAUUUAAUUUACAAUUUGGUAAGAAGUGAAAUUCUUACCAAUGUUUUCGUUGCUACAAAUGAAAUUCCAUGGACUGCUGUUGCUGCUGUCAAAAGUAUGGACAUGUAUUUGCUUCAUGUUCAAUCGCCAAGUGCGAGCUUUUAUCCAGUAUCAGCCGGUUAAAUAUGAACUAUUCCCGUUAUCGCCCGUAUCACGGCAUCGCCUGAGUUUGGUUCAACGCAAGACGCUCGUACUGGAUCUGGAUGAAACGCUUAUACACUCACAUCACAAUGCAAUGCCCAGGAAUACGGUUAAGCCGGGUACGCCGCACGACUUUACCGUUAAGGUCACCAUCGACAGGCAUCCGGUGCGUUUCUUUGUACACAAGCGACCGCAUGUCGACUACUUUUUAGAUGUGGUCUCACAGUGGUAUGAUCUGGUAGUAUUUACGGCCAGCAUGGAGAUAUAUGGCGCUGCAGUUGCCGAUAAACUGGACAAUGGCCGCAAUAUUUUGCGACGUCGCUAUUAUAGACAACACUGUACGCCCGACUAUGGCUCAUAUACCAAAGAUCUGUCAGCCAUAUGCAGCGAUUUGAAUAGAAUUUUUAUAAUUGAUAAUUCGCCCGGCGCAUAUCGUUGUUUUCCAAACAAUGCGAUACCAAUUAAAAGCUGGUUCUCAGAUCCCAUGGACACUGCUUUAUUAUCUUUGCUUCCAAUGCUGGACGCACUGAGAUUCACCAACGAUGUGCGUUCAGUAUUAUCCAGAAAUUUACAUCUGCAUCGUUUAUGGUAGCAGCUUAGACGCCACCAUGCAUAAAAAUCGCUUCGAAUCGAGAACAAUUUGAGCAAAUGC
Molecule: messenger RNA, 1776 nt
Organism: Drosophila busckii
Lineage: Eukaryota; Metazoa; Arthropoda; Insecta; Diptera; Drosophilidae
Gene: Dd
Product: CTD nuclear envelope phosphatase 1 homolog
Exons: 4
Coding region: 985-1716 (243 amino acids)
Molecular function (GO): protein serine/threonine phosphatase activity
Source: RefSeq, a predicted model, not a curated record